Molecule: messenger RNA, 1874 nt
Organism: Aegilops tauschii subsp. strangulata
Lineage: Eukaryota; Viridiplantae; Streptophyta; Magnoliopsida; Poales; Poaceae
Molecular function (GO): protein binding
Source: RefSeq, a predicted model, not a curated record
UCGUUCAGCUCGAGCUCGACAGCCAUGGCUUCCCACCCGCCGCCGCCGCCGCCGCCGCCGCCGGAAUACCGUACACCACCCGCUCGAACCACCAUGAGUGCCCUCGGCGACGACCAGCUCCGAGAGAUCUUCCUCCGCCUCCCGGACCUCCCCAGCCUCGCCGCUGCCGCCUUCACCUGCCGCGCCUUCCUCGGCGCCGUCCGCUCGUCCCGCGCCUUCCGCCGCCGCUUCCGCGAGCUCCACGCACCCCCGCUCCUCGCUCUCUUCCUCACACCCUGCAUGCACACGGUACCGGCCUUCCCCUCCUCACGGCGCCCCUCCGCCGGAUUCAGUCCCCUCCGGGACCACGCCGCCGCUUCCGAUUCCGAGUGGGGACUCGAUUUCCGCGACAUUGCCUAUAAUGACGGCUUCAUCUGCAUCGAAUAUCGGACCACCAAGCAGCAAGCUUUGUACAAUCCCCAAACAACUGCUCUGAUUCUCCGCCCCAAGGAGGACCACGACAUGCCCUACGGCAGCUCCCUUGAGUUCCACACACUCCCUCCCGAAGAGGAUCAGAGGCCGUCCCGUGUGGUCUGUGUCCGUCACGACUACUCGUGGGCUUGGGUACGCGUUGCUGUCCUCUCAUCCGACACCAUGGAGUGGCAGGUGUUCCCGGAGACUGCGACGCCGCUGCCCGAGGGCUCCAGGCACGCAGCCAGCACGGUGGUGGAUGGGUUUAUCUGUUGGGAAUUCGUGUCCCUGAACGAGGUAUCUCUCAGCGAGUACAUUUUGGUGCUCAACACAGACACCUUUCAGUUCUCUCGAGUUGAUCUGCCUCCGCCCUUGAGAGUGGUAUACCCAAAAUUUAAGAUUGGUCAGACCAAGGAUCGGAACCUCUGCAUCGUCAUUGAGAAGGAUUGCACGCUUUUUCUUUGGAUCUGCACAGCCGGUGAUGACGGCGUCCAGAGAUUUGUGCUGCACAGUACGUUCCCGUUGCAUUCUAGAUUUAUGGAGGUCACCAGCUGUUCAGUGGAAGAUAAAUUCUCUGUGCAGCUUAUGACGGUCUUCAAUGGCUUUGUGUACCUUUCUAUUUGCCCCUGGAAGAAUUUCAGGGAUAAGUACAAAUCCCCUGAGUGGUUCAUGUCCUUCUCUCUGGAAACAGCGGAGCUGAACCAGCAUUUUAAGAACAGAAAGCGAAUUGGCUGCCCUGUCCAUCCCUAUUUGGCCUGGCCUCCUUUGGUAGACAACACGGUGGAUUCAGAAUAUGAAGUUACUGGAAACAGUAUUGGAAAUGUUGGUCCUGAGAGCACAGAAAAUGGUUCAUCUUUUCUUAUAAAAACAUUACGAUCAUUCAAAGAAGCUUUGAUUAAGGAUGAUGACGCAAAUGUUGCUGAGAUUGAGGCCUUCUUACUUUGCAUUGAUGUCAAGGAUGAGAAGAACUCUCUUGUGAGGAAACUCAUUGCUUUAGAUGAAUUAUUGAUAACCGUGAGAGAUCGUGUCUUGAGAGCAGGUGCAGACUCUGAAUUCUACAGACUGAGAGCAGGUGCAGACUCUGAAUUCUACAGACAGAAGACAGAAACAGAGAGCUGGUGGCAAAUGUGCAAGGGGAAGUUAUGGAGAGCUUUCUUCGCUAGCUGAAUAAGCCCAUCUAUCUGGCAAAAUUCAUAUGAAUAUCAGGCUACAUCCAGGCGAUCUGUUUGUCAGGCACAGAGCUCAGGGUAGCAACCACACAGGUAAGUGAGCUUUUGUUGAAAUGCGUUGGUACUUUAGUUUCUAGGUUCUGUGAUGACGGCAUGUGCCAAGUUUAAUGUAUGUUAGUUGAAACAGUGAUGAUUGUAACCAUAAUCAGUAUUCAGUAUGACUGGUUGGGAAGAGACCAAGUCUUCAGUUUCAUC